GCGGGCACCCCGAGGCCCCGGUCGCUUCGGGAGCGUGGGGUGGGGCAGGGCGGGCCGCGCGGGGCUGCGGGAGUGAGUGGCUGGGGCGCGCGAUGGGGGAGGUGGCCGCGGCCGCGGAGCCCUGCCCGCUGCGCGAGGACAGCUUCACGCGCGGCGCGGGCGGGCGCGGGGAGCUGCUGGCCGCCACCCUUAAAGGCAAGGUGCUGGGCUUCCGCUACCAAGACCUCCGACAGAAAAUCCGGCCGGUAGCCAAGGAGCUGCAGUUCAAUUACAUACCCGUGGAUGCCGAGAUUGUCUCCAUCGACACUUUCAACAAGUCGCCCCCAAAACGGGGCCUGGUCGUGGGGAUCACGUUCAUCAAGGAUUCAGGGGACAAAGGCAGCCCCUUCCUUAACAUUUACUGUGACUAUGAGCCUGGCUCUGAGUACAACCUCGACUCCAUUGCCCAGAGCUGCCUGAACCUGGAACUCCGGUUCACUCCUUUCCAGCUGUGCCAUGCCGAGGUCCAGGUGGGGGAUCAGCUGGAGACCGUGUUUCUCCUGAGCGGGAAUGACCCGGCCAUUCAUCUCUACAAGGAGAACGAGGGGCUGCACCAGUUUGAGGAACAACCCGUGGAAAAUCUCUUCCCAGAGCUCACCAACCUGACCAGCAGUGUCCUCUGGCUGGACGUCCACAACCUCCCUGGCACAUCCCGGCGACUGUCAGCCCUCGGCUGUCAGAGUGGUUAUGUCCGCGUGGCCCAUGUGGACCAGCGGAGUCGAGAGGUUUUGCAGAUGUGGACGGUCCUGCAGGAUGGCCCUAUCUCCCGCGUGAUCGUGUUCAGCCUGUCGGCCCCCGAGGAGGCCGAGGACGGGCCACAGCGGGAAGAGUACAGCGUGCUCGUGGCCAGCAUGCUGGAGCCGGCAGUGGUGUAUCGGGACCUGCUGAGCCGGGGGCUGGAGGACCAGCUUCUCUUGCCUGGCAGCGACCAGUUUGACAGCGUCCUCUGUGGUCUGGUCACCGAUGUGGAUUUGGACGGGCAACCGGAAGUCCUGGUGGCCACCUAUGGGCAGGAGCUGCUCUGUUACAAGUACUGCGGCCCCGAGCCGGGGCUCCCCGAGGCCGAGUGCGGAUUCCGCCUGCUGUGGCAGAGGAGCUUCCCCAGCCCGCUGCUGGCCAUGGCCCACGUGGACCUGACCGGGGACGGGCUGCGGGAGCUCGCCGUGGUCUCCCUGAAGGGCGUGCACAUCCUGCAGCACAGUCUGAUUCAGGCCUCGGAGCUGGUCCUGACGCGGCUUCGGCACCAAGUGGAGCAGAGGAGACGUCAGUCACAAGUGCUGGGGGACAGGGUGGGCCCGGGGCCUGCUGGGACGUCAGCCUCCUGAGCACCCACCCACUGCCCCCCAUUGGGGUGCUCACCUCCAGGCCCUCCUGGGGGGCAAGAGUCCUGAAGGAGGGCAUGCCUGUCCAGCCCCCAGGGCGCCCUGCGACCUCACCUAGCGCACUCCUCUGUGCCUCAGUGUCCCCAUUGCAAAUGGGGUGGUCUCACCCAGCCCCCCUUCCGCUGCAGGUGAGAACUGGCCAGCCACCGAUUGUUUUAUGUCCUGAGGAGCUGGACUUCCUGUUGUCUUUAUUCUUUUGUUCAGCAAGUCCUGAGAGCCUGGUGCCAGGUGCUGGGCUGGACUCGCCCAGAAGAACGGAGGGAGGGACAUGGGAGAGAGGAUCCAGGGAUAGACCAGAGGCAGGACUGAGAAGAGGCCGCAGUGUAGACCUUGGAGGAGAGAAAUGAGGCUGGGCCCUCGCCAAAACGCUGAGGUUAAACCUCUGUGGAAAAGACCAGACUACAGGGCAGCGGUUUCCAGCCAGUGCCGCGAGAAGUGUUAAAGCAUGCAGUACCUGACUGUUUAGACAGGGCACGGACCUCUUCCCCUUAGAUUGUCAA
Molecule: messenger RNA, 1921 nt
Organism: Myotis davidii
Lineage: Eukaryota; Metazoa; Chordata; Mammalia; Chiroptera; Vespertilionidae
Gene: KPTN
Product: kaptin (actin binding protein)
Exons: 14
Coding region: 93-1364 (423 amino acids)
Biological process (GO): cellular response to amino acid starvation; negative regulation of TORC1 signaling; actin filament organization
Cellular component (GO): actin cytoskeleton; lamellipodium; KICSTOR complex
Molecular function (GO): actin filament binding
Source: RefSeq, a predicted model, not a curated record